CUCAUGGCGAGCGGUGCUCGGCACAUGCGUGGCCGUUCAUGAUCUUAUGCGAAGGCCUGACGUGAGAACUGAUCCACAAUCCUCAUCCAACUGGAGCUGUCAAAAACAAUGCUAUUCGUACAGCAUUGCAGAUGAUGUGCCUGUGGCGGACAACACGAUGUCAUAAAACAGGCAUUCCCUCCGUGAACGAGGCAUCCUUUCCCCAUUCUCCAUUUCUUCUUCUUCUCCACUCUUCUACUCCACGAUGGUCGGGUUGAACCUGCAUCUCAACAGCACCGAGGGUUGUACCUUCAUUGGGAUUCUCUUCUCCUUGACAUUGUAUGGCAUUACGCUUGCGCAGACUCUAUUCUACGUUCAGCGGUAUUCGAACGAUCAUGUUUCAUUCAAGGCCUUGACGGCCGCUCUGUGGAUACUGGACACGGCAAAGGAGAUGAUCACCCUGCAGAUCCUAUACUUCGUAUUUGUUCAAGGGCAUGGCAACAUCCUGUCACUUCUCACACUUCCAAGGACAUAUGGGGCCGAACAUGCUCUCGCCGCCACUACAGUAUUUGUUGUGCAUAGCUUCUACAUCCAUAAUGUCUGGAGAAUGAUGACAAAAAAACGCUAUCAAGUUCCGCUUACCGUUGUUGGUCUUGUUCUAGCUCUCACGUCAUAUGCUGCAAGUUGGGGAGUGGUCUACAGGGUGUAUGGGAGCGGUGACCUCGCCUCCGACGUGACGCAUGUGCUAACUCCAGGUCGUGUGCAAGCUGCGUUUGCAUCCGCGACGGACAUAUAUAUCGCAACUUCGAUGUGUCUCGUGCUGCGUGAGGCCACGACAGGAUUCGGACCAACACAGACUGUUGUUGCGAAACUGAUUAGCUACGCGAUCAACCGCGGGGUCGUGCUGACCGUGCUGCAGAUCCUUCAAGUUGGGCUGACGGCAUCGACCGAUACGGAACUGGACCAGAUCUUCUACUUUCCUCUGAGCACGGUAUACGUCAACUCAGUGCUUGCUGUGUUGAAUGCGCGGGGACAUUUGCGCGAAAAGAAGAAUGGAACCGAAUAUGCACUACCACUCAAUGAAUCCAAUGUCUCAGCAUCCACGUUUCAUUCCGGGCACCAUCAAGCCGCUGUAAUGCCCAAAUCGAGGAAUAUUGAUAUUUGUUAAUCAUUUUAUGAUGACACUGUUUGUCGUUGUAUUGCCAACUUAUGAUCCUGGUCGUUGGGUUAAUUUCCGUGUGUUGCUCUGGUGUCGACGAGAAAAUCCUAUAGCCUUUGCUCACGGUGUAUAUGUGCUGCUUCCCAUGCAUUUCAUAGGCU
This is a messenger RNA of Laetiporus sulphureus 93-53, 1299 nucleotides long. RefSeq lists its product as uncharacterized. Lineage: Eukaryota; Fungi; Basidiomycota; Agaricomycetes; Polyporales; Laetiporaceae. The coding region runs from base 245 to 1147 and encodes 300 amino acids. The record is from RefSeq and is a predicted model, not a curated record. The transcript is spliced from 21 exons.